This is a messenger RNA of Halichondria panicea, 3005 nucleotides long. Its product is annotated as cilia- and flagella-associated protein 91-like. Lineage: Eukaryota; Metazoa; Porifera; Demospongiae; Suberitida; Halichondriidae. The record is from RefSeq and is a predicted model, not a curated record. The transcript has 17 exons. Bases 90 to 2846 code for a protein of 918 amino acids.
GCGUGUGCUCAUUGGUUCCCAUGGCUACCGUAUUGGAAACAUAAUUAUAAUUCUUUCUGCAUUGACAUCGACACUGCACUGAUAAAGAAAUGGCUACUGUAACGGAGACCAUAAGUAAAACUGCCUUUGUAAGGCCUGCCAGAACAUAUGACUACCUAUACGAUCCGGUAUUUACGGUGUCCAGCGAGAGAGAUCAUGCCAAGCAAUCGUUCAAAUCUCACACCAGUGUGGACAAAAUUCGGUUUGUUCCCCACUUUCGUACGAUGUUCAGCUCGCUGCGUCACUACCCUCGGCAGGCCGUUACCUUGGAUACGACGGACCCUGUACCUAAACACAUGCCCAGACAGUGGGGAGGCUAUCGUGACCAAGCCAGGGAGACACUUGUCAGAUACAAAAAGUUCAACUAUGACCCAGAUGUGAAGGUGCCCCCCAAACAGUUUGAAGACCCCAAGACCAACAGUACCAAUCAAUACAAGUACUUUAAGAGACCCAUCAUCCCAUUCCUGCCUCAAAUGCCACCAAACGUGAUCCUGGCCCCAACCAGAGUUGACCCGCUAUCCCGGCCUACGGGGAGGGCUCAGGAGAUGCUGGCUGGACCCUCCACACGAACUGUCAUGGUACAGACGGACUACAGAGAGAGUGAGGCUCAGACUGAUCCCUAUAGCCCGGAGUAUGUGGUCAGACCUGGAUCACAGCCAGAGCUACUCACACUAGCCACACUCAGCUAUGGAGCUGGUUUACCUGCUGGUCUGGCAGAGGUUGAGAUGAUUGAGAGAGCCCGUGCUAAGCGUGCCUGGGAGGCCACCCUACCCCCUCUCAGUGAUCUCUCUCAGCUAGGCAAGAGACGGAAGAUGAUGGAGGAACAAGAGAGGAAAGAGUGGGCCUUCAGAGAACAGGAGAUCAAAAUACUUCAAGAUGAGAGACUCGAGGUACUACAGAGCAUGCUCAAACAAAGAGAGGUGGAUCAUCAGGCUCUCAAUGACAAGCGAUUGGAGCACCUCUGGGCAAAGAAACAAGCAGCGAAGGAGAAACACGGCAGGAGACUGCGUACUGAUCAUGUUAAAGCACUUCGUAAGCUCACCCAGAAGUCCGCCAAUGUGGAGGGAAGGCUUGAGAAGAGACAAGUGAUAAGAGACUACACUAAGUUUGAUUCCCAAGUCUACGCCCCAAUGACGCGUAUUGGAAUGUACCUGGACACUGGCUCUGAGCAGUACAGUGUCAAGAGCAGGUUCACCAACACUAUGGACGGGCUGUUGGAACUGGAGGACAACCUAGACCUCAGUGUAACCACACCAGAUAUCCAGGCCCCGGUGAGGUCAGCUCGUGGGGUGGGGGGCACAGCUAGGAAGACGGCUAAACUAGGAGCCAUCCUGGACCAGGUCCACACACAACUGGUCACUGAGAGGACUAAAGGGAAGGAAUCUCCUAAGCCGCUGCGUUUCCUUGAGAGGAUUGAGAAGCCAGUGCCACGCCCACCUACCCCUAUAGUGCCAUGCCCCUCUCCCGGCUCAGAGGAGGAGGAGUUAGCAAUCGUGCUAUUACAGAGAGUCAUCAGAGGAAGAGCCAUACAAACCAAGAUGUACGAGGGCAAGGAGAUGCGUCGUCAGCUGAUAGAGGAGCUCAGGACCACCCACGCACUCCAGGCACCAGAGCAGAAAAUCAAAAAAACCGAAGCUGCUGAUCUGAAGAGCAAACAAUCUCUACAGAAGGAACAUUUGCACAAGGAGUGUCUGGUUGAGGACCGUGUGGAAGGGCCUGCUGCUGCUCUGAUUGGUACACAACUGGACUUCCUCAAUAAAGAGUUGAUUCGUCUUCAAGAGGAGCGGAGGAUACAUGCAUUCGUACUGCUGGCUGACAGGCAGAGGAGAAUGAGAGAGGCUGAGGAGAGUGGUAAAAGACAACGUGAGGAGAGACUGCGUCGCACAGAGGACGAGAUAUUCAAGCAAAUGAUGCGAGUCCACACAGGCAGUGUCGAGUCUUACCUGGAGGAUGUUAUACUGGCUAGUGUAGAGAAGACUGCCGAUGAUCAGGCCAGACAGGAGAUACAGAAACAGGCCCAAGCCAUCAACCAAGUGGCACAUCAGUACCAGUAUAGUGAGCUAUCAGGCAACGAGCUGGUGGCAGAGAUGGUCUACUCUUUCCUACUACCAGAGGUGGAGAGGAAAACAAUGAGACAAAGAGUGAAACACAGCCAACGACGUCAUUUGCUGGCCGCACAUAAGGCUAUAUACAAGGAGACAGAAGAGCAACUAAGACAAUUGGACCCAACACCCCAGGCCAAAAGACAACUAGGACAAUCGGACCCAGCACCCCAGACCGAAGAGCAACCAAAACAAUCAAACCCAGCACAGCUGCAGGCCGACGAACAACCAGGACAAUCGGACCCAACACCCCAGGCCGAAGAACAACCAAGACAAUCGGACCCACCACCCCAGGCCGAAGAGCAACCAGGACAAUCGGACCCAACACCCCAGGCCAAAGAACAACCAAGACAAUCGGAUCCACCACAGCAGGCCGAAGAGCAACCAGGACAAUCGGACCCAACACCCCAGGCUGAAGAACAAUCAGGACAAUCGGAUCCAACACCCCAGGCUGAAGAACAAACAGGACAAGAACAACCAGGACAAUCGGACCCACCACAGCAGGCCGAAGAGCAACCAGGACAAUCGGACACACCACAGCAGGCCGAAGAACAACCAGGACAAUCGGACACACCACAGCAGGCCGAAGAACAACCAGGACAAUCGGACACACCACAGCAGGCCGAAGAACAACCAGGACAAUCGGACACACCACAGCAGGCCGAAGAACAACCAGGACAAUCGGACCCACCACAGCAGUCUUAGAAACAUACUCCAUGAUUAUAAUUAUGAACUCAGAGAAAAGAUUUUGUCUUUACAAUAUUGCCAUGUAUAGUAUUACAUAACUGUCGUUAUUGUGGUGGUCAGUAAUUAAUGUACGUUCUCAACAUUAUUUUUCUUAUGGUAAUUAUUCGAUCUUCAUAA